AUGAGCGCCGAGACCCUGGUUCAAGCUGAGAAUGAAGUGCCGGAAGGAACGCGGGCUUCACAAAUACCUAGGACUUCAUCCGCGGCGUCGCAAGAAGCACGGCAGAAGCAACCUGACACCGCCAGAUCAACCACUGACGGGAGCUCUGCGGCACUUCCAUCUUCAUCUACACCCACACGGAGGGCCUUGUCCAGACAUAGCAGCACGGCAAACAGCACUUUGUCACCGGGCCAGAUCAGCCCUCCAAGUUCACGGCUGUAUCGGAGACAAGUUUCUGGUCUUGUUGGAACAAGCAGCGUCGGAGACGAUGACGAGUAUUCCCGGAGACUGCUCGACACUCCUGCGGACGUUGAAAAGGAAGCCACCGGCGACGAUGGUGAUGAUGGAUAUUCCCUGAGAGUCGUCGACAUGGCGUUGAACGGCGAGUCGCCACCCCGUUGCAUCGCAGAAUGCUACUACGAAGCACAAGUCGAAGGCGUCCUAGCCGGGCUCGGUCCGAUAGAACCAAAGAGCGCACGAAUCUUUUGGAGCGUGCCUCCGCGCAACGAGAAGGCACUGGCGGGACAAAAGCUUUAUGAAAAUAUCGGGCGGAUGCUCGGGCAUGACGUGCAAAGGGCGCCGCAAGCUCUCGGCUCGGCAGCGGACUUUCGAGCCAUAAACAACCCCAUGAGGCUUCGCGCCUCGUGGCAUGGUGCCCGCGUGCCGUUCAUCAUGGAGCUUUUCCAGGUCGAAGAAUCCCUGCCACAAGAGUCUUUCCCGUACAGCCCGGCAUAUCGGUUGCGCAAGUUCCAAGCUCACAUACAGUGUAUGGAGAUGGGGGAAGAUGGGCUAGUCGUUUUGUGCCAGUCGUAUCUGCGGAACGCAAAGGGGAAGCAUGCCAACUUGCGCAAGUGGAACUACUUUGUUUCUGACGCGUACGGGCAAAGACCUGAUGCGCAUGGGCAGAUAAACCCCACGCUCAGGUUUCUCGACGGUUCUCCGACUUCCUUCACCAAACUACUGCUGCUCUCAUUUAUAAACGCCGGGCUUGACUGGACACACCACAAGAUUGCAGAGAUCAAGUCUGCACGGCUCAAGCUCGCGCACAGAACAGAAGAUGACACAAAGAUGCAUGAUGAUGCCACGCUCGAGCUCAUCAGGUCGGUCACGGAAUGGCAAAAGAUCAUCGUGGCCAACAACGAAGUCUUGGUCAACAUUUGCCACGGCUUGGCCGACUCUGCCAGCUACAUGAUCCGCCACUUGCAGUGGGAACUUGGAGCAGGAGCAGGUCAGGCAUCCGCCAGCGACCAGCCGGGCGUGACGCCGAGCAGCUGGAAGUGUGUGGCCCUGGACAUCACCGUGAGCUUCGAGGAGCUGAUGAAGCAGUCGACACAGGUCUCCAGCUCCGAGCAGCAACGUCACGGACUGUACAAAGUCCAUGUCGACGCCAAGGCUAGCCAGAAUGCGACACGGCUGACCAUUCUCGCGGCCACUUUCUUGCCGGCCUCGCUGGCAGUCGGGUGUCUCAGCAUGACUACCCGUUUCAAGGACCUCAAGUUUUUGUUGUUUGAUAUGCUUGGCCUCAUGCUCAUCAUCAGCGGCGUGGCCGCUGUGUCACUGGGCGUCAUCUGGUGGACACAUGUCAGCUCUCAUGGUCCAUGGAGGACCAAGACGGGCCGUUUGCAGUUUCUCAGGACUAGGAAGUGGUGGACGUUUGCUGGGUUUGCCAUAUAUACUAUCAUGCUGGCAUUAUUCUUGGUAGGCAUGUUUCGGGACCCGUUGUUGAGUGUUAUUUUCCUAGGUGUGUUCGUAUGUGGGCUCCUGGGUUACUCUGUUGUCUCGUACGUGAGGUUGUGGCCGUCAUUAUUCAAAUAA
Metarhizium album ARSEF 1941 is the source of this 1854-nucleotide messenger RNA. RefSeq lists its product as uncharacterized. The transcript is spliced from 2 exons. The coding region runs from base 1 to 1854 and encodes 617 amino acids. The record is from RefSeq and is a predicted model, not a curated record. NCBI's taxonomy places the organism in Eukaryota, Fungi, Ascomycota, Sordariomycetes, Hypocreales, Clavicipitaceae.